AUGAAUCACCAUUCACGAUGGCUGUUUACACUGAAAAAUAUCAUUCUUUGUGCUAUUCUGGCAGCUGUUAUCGUUCGUUUAAAGAAUAAUCUCGACAAAUUAACGAAAACAACGGAAUCGGGUAAAGUUCUGUCACUCGAGGAAUUUGGUAAACUUUACAUGGAGAAAUAUGGUUAUUCCAGGAUCCUUGAGGAAUCAGUGUGCUUGAUGGACGGCCAGUGUGUGCAUAUAGCAGACAGCGUUGAUCAAUAUGGCGAUAGGUUUUCGCUAAUUCGUGAGAUUAUGUCGGGAUCAAUACGGAUUUCUCAUAUGCGAUUAAAGUUACCAUCAGGUCUCGAUGCUGGUUCAGAAAUCACACAGCUGAACAUCACAGUGGUGGAAUUGGAUCCGAAAUUGCUUGAAAUUGCCCAAAAUUGGUACGAAUUGCAAAUGGACGACAACCACAGGGUGAUAAUAGCCGAUGGAAUGGCUUUUAUCGAAAAAGCUGUGGAGAAAGGAAAGCGCUAUGACUUGGUAUUUUUGGAUGCAUGUACCCUGGAUGAGAAUGCCAAGUUCUUAUGCCCAGUUGAAACAUUCACUACAACGAAAGCUCGAGAUCUUCUCGCCAAAUUGGCUGAACCAAGAGGUACUAUCGUCGUGAAUACUAUUUCGGUUGAACAUGACAUCAAAGAGCUUGCCAAAGAGGUGAGAAAUUAA
This is a messenger RNA of Haemonchus placei, 696 nucleotides long. Lineage: Eukaryota; Metazoa; Nematoda; Chromadorea; Rhabditida; Trichostrongylidae. The record is from the annotation of a GenBank genome assembly.